CUAUGAGUCUAAUCUGUCGCACAACACUUGUCUAGUGCGGUUCAUACCUAUGAGUAAUUUGCUUUUUUAACUUCAAAAAAUUAUUAUUUUCAUGGCCGAGUCAUUGAUUUUUGAAGCAUAAUUAGUAAAGUUAGAUAUAUCAAAAACCCUACUAGUAUUACUUUCCCUUCUCAAAUUCUUCAUCAUCUUCUUCCCUUAAACCCUAGCAAAUCCCCCCCAAAACUCAAAAAUGUCAGCUGUAGCUCGAUCAACAUCGCGCAUUUUCUCGAUAAUUUCAAAGAGAAAUCGGCGAUUUUCAUCAAUUGUAACUACUGAACCACCAAAGGAACCGAUAAUUUCAUCAUCUUCACUUCUCAAAGAUCAACCUCCGCCAGCUCAAAAUACUCCUCCGGAAGGUUCUGGAGCUGAGAAGAAACCGUGGAGCUUUCUUAAGUAUAGUGUUAUUGCUGCUGUUACUGGUGGUGUUGCUACCGCUGGUUAUGCUACUUACGCAUACACAACGGAUGAAAUUGAGGAUAAGACCAAGAGUUUGCGCGAAUCUGCGAAAUAUGCUGUUGGAGAUGAUGCAUCUGCUUUGGAUAAAUUUCAAGCUUUAGUGUACUCCUCGGCUAUGACAGUGCCUGCCAAGUUAGUUGAGUUUUACAUUGAGCUACGGCGGUUGACAGAAGAUCAAGUUAAAGGUUUUAGGGAACCAACAUCAGAUAAGCUCCUGCCAGAUUUGCACCCACUUGAGCAGCAUGUCUUUACACUUGUUCUUGAUCUUAGUGAGACAUUGAUAUACUCUGAUUGGAAGCGUGACAGAGGCUGGAGAACAUUCAAAAGACCUGGGGUUGAUGCUUUUUUGGAACAUUUGGCUCAAUAUUUUGAGAUUGUUGUAUACUCUGAUCAACUAAACAUGUAUGUUGAUCCUGUUAUCGAAAGAUUGGAUCCAAAGCACUGCAUCCGGUUUAGGCUAUCAAGAGGUGACACUAGAUAUAUUGAUGGCAAGCAUUACAGAGAUCUAUCGAAGCUGAAUCGGGAUCCCUCAAGGAUUAUAUAUCUGAGUGGACAUGCACUAGAAAGUAGCCUACAGCCAGAAAAUUGUGUAGAAAUAAAACCAUGGAAAGGGGAGGCGGACGAUACUGUGCUUUUGGAUCUUAUUCCAUUUCUUGAAUAUGUUGCUAAACACAGGCCAGCUGAUAUCCGCACUGUAUUAGCUUCAUACCAAGGACGUGAUAUUGCUAAAGAGUUCAUUGAGCGAUCCAAAGAGCACCAAAGGCGUGUGCAAGAGCAAAAACAACAUGGUCGAUUAUGGCGCCGCUAGAGAUUAUUCCUUUGUAAGAUUUAACAACAGUUGAUAGAUAUAGACAUAAAACUACAAUUCCAUUUUUGUGUAGUUUCAGCAAGUACAAAACAAGAAUAUUCAUUAAUAAAAAAUUCAAGAGAGGAUCUAUUAAAUCUGUCAAAA
Capsicum annuum is the source of this 1447-nucleotide messenger RNA. RefSeq names its product mitochondrial import inner membrane translocase subunit TIM50. Gene Ontology annotation, molecular function: phosphoprotein phosphatase activity. The transcript is spliced from 10 exons. The coding region runs from base 230 to 1303 and encodes 357 amino acids. The record is from RefSeq and is a predicted model, not a curated record. NCBI's taxonomy places the organism in Eukaryota, Viridiplantae, Streptophyta, Magnoliopsida, Solanales, Solanaceae.